This is a messenger RNA of Penicillium brevicompactum, 2520 nucleotides long. RefSeq names its product tetratricopeptide repeat protein. Bases 1 to 2520 code for a protein of 839 amino acids. Gene Ontology annotation, biological process: regulation of gene expression. Gene Ontology annotation, molecular function: protein binding; chromatin DNA binding; RNA polymerase II cis-regulatory region sequence-specific DNA binding. The record is from RefSeq and is a predicted model, not a curated record. Lineage: Eukaryota; Fungi; Ascomycota; Eurotiomycetes; Eurotiales; Aspergillaceae. The transcript is spliced from 7 exons.
AUGUCUCAUACCCAACCAUCUCCCGCCGAGGGCGUGGCUCCGCAUCUUGCUGCGCUGCAGCUUGCAGCACAUGCGUACGCUAAUGAUCAUGUGGCUGCAAUUCUGGUGCAAGGUCAAAAGAGAGCCCCUUCUUUCGCCAUCGCCCAGGAGAUCGCCGCGCUUAAUGGGCAGGUCUGGCUUCAAAUAGGAAGCUUGACCGAAUCGAUGGGCGAUUUAGAUGGUGCAAUAAAUCAUUAUGAGCAGGCUUUGCGUCACAACCAGUGGUCUAUCCCAGCCAUGAACGCUAUCUCAUGCAUCCUCCGGACAAAAGAGCAGUUGCCCAGAGCUAUUGAGUACUUGCAAAAUAUUUUGAAGUUGGACCCGAGCAGUGGAGAGACUUGGGGUAGCUUGGGUCACUGCCAUCUCAUGAUGGACAAUUUGCAAGAUGCAUACACCUCUUACCAGCAAGCUCUCUACUACUUGCACAAUCCCAAGGAACCCAAGCUGUGGUAUGGAAUUGGUAUCUUGUAUGAUCGCUAUGACUCUCUGGAUCAUGCCGAAGAGGCUUUCUCGCGAGUCAUAAGCAUGGCUCCCGACUUUGAGAAGGCCAACGAAAUUUAUUUUCGCCUGGGAAUCAUCUACAAGCAACAGCAAAAGUUUAACCAGAGUUUGGAGUGUUUCAACUACAUUUUUAGCGAUCCACCACGCCCUCUGACCGAAGAGGACAUCUGGUUCCAGAUUGGUCAUGUUCACGAGCAACAAAAAGAUUUUGGGUCUGCUCAAUCAGCUUACCAACGCGUGCUCGAGCGGAAUCCGAGUCACGCCAAGGUUCUCCAGCAGCUUGGCUGGCUCUAUCUCCAGUCGAGCAACGCCUUCCAGAGCCAGGAGAAGGCCAUCCAGUUCCUGGAACAGUCUGUCAAUUCCGAUAACAAUGAUGCUCAAAGCUGGUACCUCCUCGGCCGUUGCUACAUGUUAACGGUGAAUUACCUCAAGGCCUAUGAAGCCUACCAGCAAGCGGUCUACCGCGACGGUCGCAACCCUACCUUCUGGUGUUCGAUUGGUGUUCUCUUCUACCAAAUCAAUCAGUAUCGCGAUGCUCUUGAUGCCUACUCUCGUGCGAUUCGUCUGAACCCUUACAUUUCGGAAGUUUGGUACGACCUGGGUGCUCUGUACGAGUCCUGCAACCAUCAAUUUGCCGAUGCCCUGGAUGCAUACACACGCGCCGCAAACCUUGAUCCGGGCAGCGUUGUAAUCAAAGCUCGCUUGCAGCAUCUUCAAAGACGAUUGUCUACCGAUACUGAUGGGCAGCAGCCGCCCAGUAACCCCGCUCCCCAGCCACAUGAUGUUCAUCACCAGGCUCAUCAGGCAACUGGUUUUGGUGCGCCUCCAGCUCCCGGGAGGAUUGCUCCAGCCCCUAUCGACCCUCCAACCCAAGUCCCUGCUCCCUUGAGGUCGAUUCCCAAUUGGAACCGUGGUAUAAAUGAGCUUCAAUCUCAGGGCCAAGGUCCUUCAUCAAACAUUUCUGACCAGCGGGAUGCUCGGGCCCCCGGUGCUUCCGUGCAAAGCAGUCAACAGGAGCCUGGCCAGGCAUUCCCGGAUCCCCGUGGUGCGCCUUGCCUCCCAAAGAUGGGUCAUCCCAACCCCUACCCGGCGUUUCACACCUUGCCUCAGAUCGCAAACGCACCCUCUUUGGGCCAUGAACGCGCCCUUAGCGGUGACAUUGCAUUUGGUGCCGCCCGCAGCAGUCUGCCCUCCGAGUUCCUUGGAACACCUGGGCCUGAUGGCGAUGCUCCUCCCCCUCCGGCCGAGAGUCGUCCCAUUUGCGAUGAGCGUCCCUCUUCUCCUGGAUCAAGUUGGCCCCACCAGCCGUUUCAUGAAGGUUCUACACUCCUCCCACAAGUGACGGGUGGUAGCUCGAUCGCUUCUGCCUCGGGUCCUGCCUCUGCCGCUAACACUGCUGAGGCCGCCGCCCGCGACCGCGAAGGGCGUUCCACCUCUGCGAUGAAGCGUGGCCGUGAAUGGGAGGCUGAUGCCGGUCCGACCAAGAAGCUCGCAAAUGACGAGAUCCGUGCCCGUCUUGAUGACCAGACCGUUUGUCGCCUGAGCCCUCCCGUUCGUAUGCCUUCUAGUAACAUGCAACGACGAAACUUCUCAGAGGUACACCACGAGGAUGCCCGUCGUGCUAACGAGAAUUACCACUCGGAAGGUGGUGGACACCCUCCUUCGAUUCAAAACGUGCAACCCCACGCCUCAAGUAAUCCCAGUUCUCCCUCGAUCACCGAAGACUCUGCUCCCGCAUUGAAAGUCCCUCCGUCUGGGCCUCCUUUGGCCAAUACCCCGGUCGAGGAGGAGGCUCCUCGCUCUGAGGCACCUCCCGCGCACGAAACCCCCUUGCAGAGAAUCGAUGUGGAUGAAGGCUAUAUUGACGAAGCUACUGCUGCUUCCAAGGGCCGCCUUAAUGGCAGCGCAGCUAGCAUCACCGCCAACGGUACCGGUGAUGCUCGCUCCGGCAUGUCUUGGAAUGUCGAGUCUUCAGCUUAA